This is a messenger RNA of Microtus ochrogaster (prairie vole), 708 nucleotides long. RefSeq names its product transmembrane protein 154 (gene Tmem154). Bases 1 to 708 code for a protein of 235 amino acids. NCBI's taxonomy places the organism in Eukaryota, Metazoa, Chordata, Mammalia, Rodentia, Cricetidae. The record is from RefSeq and is a predicted model, not a curated record. The transcript is spliced from 8 exons.
AUGACCGCGCUGUUCAUCGCCCUGGUCUCGGCCCUAGGACUGGCGCUUGGUCACUCCGACCAGGGCACCGAGGAGGAGUUAGAGCACUCAGGAUACAGCACCACAGAAGAAGAUAAGACGGAUGAAGUGAACACCAGCGCCUUGACUCUGGUGAGCACGGAAGUGUUAACUGCAGAUACGAAUUCUACACUCACGGAUGAGCCCCCAGACCCGCAGGGGUUCGUGCUAAUGGUGGCGAUCCCCCUGGCGGCACUGGUCAUUCUUUUAUCUGUGGUUCUCCUUGCCGUCUACCUUAAAAACAGGAGACACAAGCAAGAGCCUUCCAGCCAAGGAUCUCAGAGUGCCUUGCAGACAUACGAGCCCAUUGGCGAAAACCUGAAAGUCCCUAUUUUUGAAGAGGAUACACCCUCCGUGAUGGAAAUAGAGAUGGAGGAGCUGGACAAGUGGAUGAGCAGCAUGAGUAGGAACGCCGACCAUGAAUGUUUACCUACUUUGAAGGAAGAAAAAGAGCCAAACCUCAGCCCAAGCAAAACGUGGGCCGUGAAGACGUGGGACUUGCUCAGUCUCUUCACGAGCAACACGGAGUGUUUCUUUUUCUUCCCAUAUUGGACCCAGAGGCCUGCAGGCUACAAGCCCGUGUGCGUCCCCUGCGGUUCCGAGAACAAUCCACGGGAGAACGCUGACGGGAAGGGCCAUUAUGGUCACUGA